This is a messenger RNA of Penicillium oxalicum, 3258 nucleotides long. Its product is annotated as putative Patatin-like serine hydrolase. Gene Ontology annotation, biological process: arachidonate metabolic process. The transcript is spliced from 6 exons. The record is from RefSeq and is a predicted model, not a curated record. Gene Ontology annotation, cellular component: membrane. Gene Ontology annotation, molecular function: molybdenum ion binding; pyridoxal phosphate binding. NCBI's taxonomy places the organism in Eukaryota, Fungi, Ascomycota, Eurotiomycetes, Eurotiales, Aspergillaceae. The coding region runs from base 1 to 3258 and encodes 1085 amino acids.
AUGAAAAUCAGCGAGCUUUACAUAUACCCGAUCAAAUCUCUCCGACCUACCAAGGUCACCGAGGGCGAGCUGACGCAUCUGGGCUUCAAGUAUGAUCGCAGAUUCAUGUUGAUCAAAGUGACGCCCGGCGAAAAUGGCGGGCCCUCCGAGAUGAAAAAUAUGCACAUAAGCUCUUUCCCUGAAAUGUCACUUUUUCAAACGACUAUGGAGACAUCCCAGGGUGCAGCCGACCCGGGGAAAAUCGUUGUGACCUACAGCCCUCCCAGCUUGACAACCCCAGGUUCAGACCAAGAGAAGGUUGGAAAUCAGACGGGAGAGAGGCCGCCCGUUCAAGGCCAACGUCCUGUCCACGCGAAUUCUCCACAGUAUAGUUGUCAGAGUCUGGAGAUUCCACUCGAGCCGGACACAACAAAUCUCAAGCCAAUCGACGUGACUAUGCACAGGAGCCCGACAACGGGAUACGAUAUGGGCGAGAAAUUCAAUUCUUGGUUCAGUGACUGCUUCGGGUUUCCGGUCAUCCUGACGUAUCUGGGUGAAAAUACCCGCGGUGUGCUGGGUACUCUUGCCCCCAAAUAUCACACCAAAGAACCUUGGUGGCGUGUAUGGCAGCAGGAAUUUACCAUGCUUGGAGGCAAUAACAACAAUCCAAUUCUUGGUCGUUGGCUGGUCCCGAUCACCGCGGCGUAUCUUCUCUUGAACGCGGCGAGCUGGGCCUAUGCACAGAUUGAAGCGGUUGGGCUUUCGCCCGUGGUUGGCAUCUGUCUCAUUGCAGGCCUGUUCCUCGGUACAUGGGCCGGAAUCAACACGAUGCUGAUGAGACGACGCGAGGCAAGGAUUGGUUUCGCAGAUUGCGCGCCAUUCUUGGUGGUUUCUCAAACAUCCGUAGACGAUGUUUCUGCGCGCCUGGCGGGAACACAAGGAGUCGACUUGACCAAGUUCAGACCGAACAUUGUCGUCACUGGUGCUGAGAAGGCGUUCGAAGAGGACUUUUGGGCCGAGUUGGGUGUUGGCAAAGAUGGGCUAGGGAAAGUGAAAUUGCUCGUCACGGGCCAUUGUGUGCGCUGUCGAAGCCUGAACAUCGAUUUCAAGGCCGGGAAGUUUAGUGAUGCCGAGGAUGGCAAUGUCUUGAAAAAGUUGAUGAAGGACCGCAGGGUCGAUCAAGGAGCGAGAUUCAGUCCGGUUUUCGGACGGUAUUCGUUUCCGGGAAGAGAGGCUGUAGGGAAGAGAAUCAAGGUUGGAGAUGAGGUGUGGGUUUUGAAGAGGGCUAAGAAGCAUACAGUGACUGGUGCCGAUAUCUUUGCCACCCCGGGCCAACCUGAGGAUCUCGAUCUCUCAACCACACAGCCACCCGUUGUUGGCGACGAUAUGGACGAAGUCAAUCUGCGUCGCAAGGACACCACCAAGGGUCCGCCGCUGCGGAUUCUAUCGCUCGAUGGAGGCGGCGUUCGCGGCUACUCCAUGCUCAUUAUCCUUCAGGAACUCAUGUACCGAACAUAUGUGGAAUGCGAGGGCAAACCUCCUCGUCGCGAUCAGAUUCCCAAGCCGUGCGACCACUUUGAUCUCAUUGCCGGCACGGGUACCGGCGGCCUGAUUGCGAUCAUGCUCGGUCGUCUUCGCUUGGACCUUGAGACCUGCAAAGAAGUCUACGUGCGUAUGACGAGGAAGGUUUUUGAAACAGACAAGACAAUCGCCGGUAUUCCUUAUCGUUCAACGCUGUUCAAGGCAUCAAAGCUAGAGGAGGCCAUUCGGGAAUGCGUGCGCGAGCACACCAUCUUUGAAGGGGAGGGCAACGAUCAGCCCAACAGCAGGCCGGAUCCUCGCGCAUCCAUGGCAAGCCUUCCAUACAGUCCGGGCUCCGUGCCACAAAGAUCCGUGAGCCGUGGUAGUUUCAGCACAUCGGGAAUGUCUCAUCCGCAGAGUCCGAUCAGUCAUCGAGGCUCGACUUUUUUGAAUGGUCUGCGCUGGGGGAAUCCGGAGGCUUUGCUCUACGACAAUCGAGAAUUCCGAACCAAAACUGCUGUGACUGCGAUCUACAAGGGUACACGUCGUGGUGGAUCGGCGGUGCUCCUUCGUUCCUACGAUUCUCGUCGAGAACCUCCCCCCGAGUUCGACUGUACCAUCUGGCAAGCUGGCCGGGCCACCUCCGCUACGGGACUUGCCUUUAAGCCCAUCCAAAUUGGACAACAUGUGUUUAUCGACGAGGGUCCUGGUACCUACAACCCCUCUCCACAGAUUCUCGAAGAGGCGGUCGUCAACGAAUGGCCUGGUCGCGAAGUUGGCGUCUUUGUCAGCGUUGGAACCGGCCGAAGACCACCUGGCACCAAUAAUCGACAGCACGAGUGGUGGGAGGACUUUUUUGGAUCCGCGACCGGCACCUUUGCGGAAGCGCGGCGCCGCUUGAUCUCCAAGAUUGAAGGCUGCGAGGCCAUCCAUCAAGAAAUGCUCAAGGAUACGCUGGCCAAGCGUGGGGUACCCAAGGAUAACUACUACCGGUUCAAUGUUGAGGUGGGUGUCGGCGAGUUCGGCAUGAACGAGUGGAAUCGCCUGGCCGACAUUAGUACCAACACGCGACAAUAUCUGGCCAAGGAAGAGGUGAAGAAGAUGAUUCUUGAUUCAAGUGUCAAGUUUGCCAAGAUUGAUCGCAUGAACAAGCGCCUUGCCCAGCAUGCGGCCGCGGGAGGUGAUCGGGACGACUUGUCCUUUGACAUGGAGCGCGAGGAGAUCACGGUGCACUCUCGCACUCCAUCCUAUUCGGUGCCUCCCCCUAACCAUUUCGCCGUGGAACUGCCCGCAUCUCCCGUGGAUGCCCCUUCUCAAACGCAGAUGCAGCCUCCCUCGCAACGCCCAACAUCCGUGGUCGUGACUGCGCCUCCGGCAGAGGAUGCGCUACCAGCUCACUCAACCCCCCAGGACGGCCCAUUAUCCCCAGGGUGGCAGUCUAGUGGGGAGACGGGCGGCUUCCUUGCGAGUCACGAGGCCAGCCGACCGAGUUCGUCACAGCAGGAGUCUUCUGGACGCCCCGUUGACCCGUUCCCUGCUUACAAUAUUUCCCCAUUGAACACCAUGCCGCCGCCUAUCCCUCCCAAAACUCCCAUCCCUUACCCUCCGACCGACGAUACCGGCGUGUCGAUGCCCGCGCCACUGUUUUCCCAGCCUCACGUCCCUCUGUCCAGCGGGAAAGUGCGGCCUCCUUAUCCCGUGGAUGAGCCUCCACCGGUGGUCAACCGGCAGCGCAAGCCUAGUUUUCACGUGCGAUGA